Messenger RNA from Penicillium paradoxum, 948 nucleotides. RefSeq lists its product as uncharacterized. Gene Ontology annotation, molecular function: protein binding. Bases 1 to 948 code for a protein of 315 amino acids. Lineage: Eukaryota; Fungi; Ascomycota; Eurotiomycetes; Eurotiales; Aspergillaceae. The transcript is spliced from 4 exons. The record is from RefSeq and is a predicted model, not a curated record.
AUGAGCCCCGCCAAACCCGCAGUAUCCCUGGACUCCCUCCCCAACGAGGUAUUUGUCGAAACUCUAUCAGACUUCUCAACCCGAGAACUUCUCCCACUCAUAUCCGUCAACCACCGAUUCCACGCACUAGUCCUAAGAAUACUCCAUUACCGUCUACUCCUGAGCACUCCACUCAAGGAGUACACUCUAUUAUUGGAAUGCUUUCAUCCUAGCUCCAAGCUUACAGAGCCACACGUCUUCUGCAAAUACCUUGGAACAGAUGGACUAACUGACCGUCAUGAUGGAGCGGGUUCGUUAUAUGAGGAUGUCAACACCGCCCAACAACUGGGUAGAGUAACGGGAUUAUACUCACGCUUUCGACCGGAGGCAAGCAGAGAUGAAGAAGAUGAGCAGCGGGGGGAUAAUGCACAUUUAGGAUUGUCGCAAGGCGCUGAGAAAGAAAGCGCAGUCAUCCGUGAAUUCACAAUAGAUGGAUAUGAGGAUUUCUCGCAGCUGUGUGUGGUUGCCAAUCUAGUGCAGGUCAGGCCAGGGACCUCAUUAUUGUUGUCUGCGUCAACUAUUGAAGAUGGGUUUGUUCGAUUGUGGAGAGACUGGCUGCAUCGUCAAAGUAGGAAGAUGGAGAAGGCUACCGAGACUGCCCGGGAAGAGGGCUCUGCGAAUGUUUCGGUGUCGUCAUCAUCGGAUGAUAUACUAUGGGUGGACACUGGCAAGACCGUUGGGUUGAAAAUGCGCGUGCGACCCAAGGCGUGGAAUCCAUCUUUCCCUAUAUUGAUACAUCAAGAUGACCGGGAUGAUAAUGCUUGGGUGGGAUAUGAAGUGAUUCUGGAAGAACUCCACAUCCGCUCCACGCGCUUGCUGCUAGUUGUUGAGCAGGCAAAGGAGGAACAGGAAAUGCAUCAAAGCAAUGCAAUUGUAAUUGGGGCUCCAACUCCAGCUCUACUAGCUUGA